AUGAGUGCACUGAGACUUAACAAUCCACAGUGUGGGCCUAUGCCUACCCAAUUUGCAUUGGGUUCAAAGUUUCUGAGCAUUCAAAUGCCAAAUCCUUCUGAGCAAAUUGUAGAUCAAUGGAUUAGCCUUGCUCGAAAAAAUGCGAUAUUGGAAGCUUGA
Messenger RNA from Sphenostylis stenocarpa, 159 nucleotides. The record is from the annotation of a GenBank genome assembly. NCBI's taxonomy places the organism in Eukaryota, Viridiplantae, Streptophyta, Magnoliopsida, Fabales, Fabaceae.